Messenger RNA from Owenia fusiformis, 2491 nucleotides. The record is from the annotation of a GenBank genome assembly. Lineage: Eukaryota; Metazoa; Annelida; Polychaeta; Sabellida; Oweniidae.
GGAAUUUAAAUGUAAACAGGGUCAGAGGUUAAUCCGGUCUUAAAUUUCAGUGUUCGAGCAACACACCAAAAUUCCGGACAAAACCAACUAAAUUCAACAGGUAGUUCCAACAUAAACUAUGUAGAUAAAUAACAGCUCAUAGAAGCAAACUUGGAUAUGUAAACUUAAACAGAUUAGCAUUCAAUGGCAAACAGAAGUAUGCCACCUACAAAUCCUCCCCCAAAUAGCAGGCGACCAAACCCCAUCCCUCCAAUAGGCCAAGGAGCUCCUAAAGGAAUGAACAUGCCUAUGUCAGAUGCCCGUGCAAAGACAGUUCUAAGAGAAGCUGUAGAUGCAGUUGUCAAUAGUUUUGCCAAACAUACACAUGGAUAUGGAAGAGUGAAUGUGGUAGAGGCUCUCCAAGAGUUCUGGCAGAUGAAACAAUCCAGGGGAGCAGAACUGAAGAAUGGUGCCCUUGUUGUCUAUGAAUCGCAACCCUCACAAUCACCACCUUAUGUCUGCUAUGUUACCCUACCUGGAGGCAGCUGUUUUGGCAGUUUUCAGCAUUGCCCCACUAAGGCAGAGGCUAGGAGAAGUGCAGCUAAAAUUGCCCUGAUGAAUUCUGUAUUCAAUGAACAUCCUUCAAGGAAGAUAUCAGAUGAGUUCAUAGAGAAAGCUGUAGGGGAUGCCAUGGUAACAUUCAAGGGAAGUCAAGAUGAGACAGACAACCCAGCUACUGGUAUAGGAGCCUUUAGGUUUAUGUUAGAGCACAACAAAGGCAAGACCAUGCUAGAGUUCCAAGAGCUAAUGACUGUUUUCCAGCUACUACACUGGAAUGGUAGCCUAAAAGCCAUGCGAGACAGGAACUGCUCGCGGCAGGAAGUGCUUGCACAUUACUCCAACAGAGCACUCGAUGAUGACAUGCGAUCACAGAUGGCGCUUGAUUGGAUCUCACGGGAGCAAGAAUCUGUUGGGAUUAUUAUGCACGAAUUACAUAAAAGUGAACAGGAACUAGAAAAUGCUCGGCUUUCUGGCCGUGAAUUGCGCUUCCCUAAAGAAAAGCGAGACAUUCUAAUGCUUGCUUUGAGUCAGAUUGGACCACAGGAAAGCAUGGCUUGAAUAAAAGAAUCUGAUUCAUCCAUCUCAAUAAAUACUUCUCACAUUUGACUUACAAUGAUCUGGUUAUGUCCUGCCAAUUUGGCCAAAAAUUAUCUUUUGUAAAAAAUUAAGAUAUUCUCAACCAAGUAUAUUACAUCUGCAGAUGUCAUCUUGCUUGCUUUAUCAUCAUUUGAAUUUAAAUUAAAAGGGGGAGAGACUAACAUUUUUGAAGCUAUCUUUUCAAGAAAGCAUCACAAAUGAGAUCUUAAUUUUAUUUUCUAAAAUGACAAUGGAUGUGUCUGAUCAAAUAUAAAAAGUGAAGAUUUAAAGUACAGGAACAUAAAAAAUCAUUUGAAUGUAAAAUUGUAACAAUUUUCUAUAAAUUUACUUUCAAUUUAUCUCUUUUCCUUCUAUUUUCACUUUAGAGGAACAACUAUUUUGAAUUUUUAGUCAAUAUUACACAUUUUAACCCAACUGUGCUUCAAAACCUACCUGUAUGUUUGACUAUGGCUAUUUUAUUUUCAAUGUUGACAUUAACCCUGUAAAUAAUUGUAAAUAUUACAUUAACUUCUUUUUUCUAUACAAUUCAUAUCACCUACGUUUUAAGAAUGUAUCACAUCGUACAUGUGUUUAAUUUGUAAGAAAUAAUCAAGAGGAAAUCAACUUUUGUGAGAUUUGUUUUUAAAUGACAAUCUUAUGAAUUGAUUUCAUUGCAAAAUGUGAAACUAGAGAAGUAGGCAAGGAACUAAAAUAAUCAAGGGCAUGAUACAUGUCUUAUACUUCAGUCAAUAUUUUAUAAAAGGACUGUAUUUUUAUUCACAGAAUGACAUUUUGAAUACUAACACUUGAUCAUAUAUAAGAAUCGAAUGUAAAUGUAGAAAGGCUGAACAUUGUACACUUUUUGGCUCACAUAAUGGAAUCAUCCUUGCAUACCAAGCUGUUGAUGACUUGUGAAUUAAGGUAUCACCAUGUGAGCCCACCAAAUAACAAUAACAGGAAAUAUCAAGUCAGAAAGUGUCAAAUAUAUAUUUUGUGUAUAUUUUAUAUGGAAUUGUUUGCAUGAUACUCGGCUUUCUGUUUUGCAAUGAAGAAAGACAAGAGCAGAGAAAGCAUAACUUAUACCAAAAUGUAAAAAACUAACAUAUCACCAUUUUCACCAAAAAACAUUAAUUUGAAACUUAACACUUUACUAAAACAGGGUAUAAUUUAAGAAACAAAAUGUCAAAGAGGCAUUUAUUGAAACAAAGUGCCAGACUGUUUGUCUUUUUGCAUGGGUCCAGAAUCUGGAAUCAGACCUUCAGAAAGGAAGACAAUACCUUGGAUAUUGACUCCAUAUAAAUGGAGGAUAGCUCUUGUGAGAUUCACAUCUUAAUCACAAACUAACAAGAAUUUAUUUUUUGAUAUUGAGAGAGGU